This is a messenger RNA of Symbiodinium sp. CCMP2592, 3081 nucleotides long. The record is from the annotation of a GenBank genome assembly. NCBI's taxonomy places the organism in Eukaryota, Dinophyceae, Suessiales, Symbiodiniaceae.
AUGCGUGGCAAACAGAAGGCGCAGAAGGCAAAGAGGCUGAAGCGAACGCCGGUGGAUUGUGAAGACUUCUGGGGCUGGCGAUGCGCAGAUGUGGCUGCCUCGGUAGACUGGGAGAAGCUUCAACAGGGACUCGAUGCUUUGAUGUCCCCUCGACUUUGGGCCAGCCAGCUUUCGCUGCGGAAAGUGGCAGCUGCCGUGCCGCUUCAGCUGCGAGAGCUGCCUGGGCCGGGGCCCUCUGCCUCUGGCGCAGGAUCCCGGAAGCAAUCGAUCUGGGAGGCUUCGAACUUGCCGCAGGCAGGCAAGUCUUCGGAGGCUUCUGCCUUCACGUCACCGCCAUGCUUCCUGGUGUCGUGUUCUAUUGCUCUGCAAACAUCAACUGGCAAAGGGCGGGGAUGGUAUGCCACCGAACCUCUGGAUGCUGGCGUCAUGGUCCUGAUCGAGCGGCCUUUAGUAGCAGUGCUUGACGGAGAAUGGCGCGACGAGAGCUGGGCAGACUGUGGCAGUUCCGACUCUGCAGCUUUAGGCAUUGAGCUGGCAAGAUGCUACUCUUCAAGCUUGGCUUCGCUCCUGUCCGGCUUUCAUCCACAGGAGGCCGUGCCGGCAAACGACGCCGAUUCAGACGAGGAAGAUGAGCCGGUUCUCAAGGACGCCAUGAGAACGGCACUGAACACUGCCUGGAAGCCAGUGGAUAUUUCCGAAGGGACCCGAAAACGGCUGGAGGAUGUUGUCCGCCUGAAUUCCCUGGGUUUCUACACGAACUCAGAGCAGCUUUGCCACCACGAAAACUUCGCAGCGCUCACAGGGAACGGGCUCUUCGCCCUGGCUAGCGGCUUCAACCAUUCCUGCGAGCCCUCGCUGCAGCGCUGCUCCUUCGGAGACUUGACGGCUUUUGUGACGAAUCAGCCAGUGGCAGCUGGAGCUGAGCUGUGUAUCAGCUACAUCGAGUCGGAAUUGCUCUGCGCACCCAAGUCUUUGCGGAGUCAGUCGCUGAAUCGUGACUUCGUCUGCGCUUGUACGAGAUGCCAAAAGCAAGAAAGCACGCCGGAAGAAGCCGCCGUUGAAAGGAACUUUAUGCGAGUCGAUGCCCAAGUCCAGGCAAAUCUGGCCCUCUUGCCGCCCAAGGAGCGAGUCCGCGCGGUGGCGGCGGCCCUGGAGGGACACCUGGACGAGGAGGAGGAGGAGCCCGAAGAGGAGGAGCCUGUGGAGGAGGCUGAAGUUGCUUCCGCGCACUCCUGUGAGAAGGACGAGUUGCAUGAGCCAAAGUCUCCCAAAGUUGUCCUGCUGGGGAAGGAUGCUCAGGAACUUCGUGUCGUCCAGGCCCUGGCUUUCAUGCAGAUGCAGGAGUGGGAAAGUGCAUUUCUGGUUUGGCGGCAGAAUGCUGCCUUUAGUUGCCAUCACUGCCCGCCUUUCGACGAAUCUUUGGUCGUCUACGCCUUGCAGGCCGCAGUAUGCAAAGCACAGAGUUCCAGCUUGGGUGCAGCUGACAAUAUUAACUAUGUACGUCUGGCCGUCGAAGCCCAUUGCAGGGCUUUCGGAGUUGACAACUUUGCAUGGCGGUAUGCAAAGGAGGUGGAGGAGUCACGGGUCAGUUCCGAAACGAAGAACCUCUUUUGGAAUGCUGCGCGAAGGGAAGCACCCAAAAUCCGUCCCUUUGCGGAGGCGGUGCGAGACUGGUGUUUCAAGCCAGAUGAGGAGCUCAACGGCCAAUCGAAGGUCCUUCGAAGCAUCGAUGACCGGCUAACAACGACCCAGGCGCUGGUGCCCAAGGCGCUGGGAAAGAUGAAGUGCGAGAUACCGGGCCACGAGGGCGACGUCAAAGCAGCUAUGGACAAGCUGAUGGAAGAUUCGGUCGAGCAGGUGGGCACCAUCAUUGACCGAUUACACGACUCUGCCAACGAAGCCAUGGCCUUCAACGACCUGAUGCACAGGCAGUUUGAGUACAAAGGCAACCGCCUGCCGGAAGAAGUGGUGUCCAAUCUCCACCGCGCCGAGGAUAUGGCGAAGAAGGAAAUGGUCGCUGGUGCGAAGGACCUGGUGCGAAUGGCGGAAGAAGUUCGAACCAUGAUCAUGGCUUCCACGAUACCCGCACCCCUGUGCAUCCUCGGUGCCCCGCCGAUCCAGAGACGCCAUGCCAAUGCUGCAUCGCAGGCUGUCCUGGAACGUGGGACACGAAGGCCGUGGGGUGAGGCAGAGAUGCCGGCAGCAUGGAGGGACGAGGCCGUGCGGGAAGCUCGCUUACUAGAGAAGGAGGCAGCAGCGCAGCCGCCGCAGCCACAGGUCGAAGACUCCGGUCCGGACUUCGUGACAGUUGUGGCCGGAACAGUAGCCUUGUUCGGGCUCCUCCUCGCAGGAAUCAUUACAAUCACGCCGCCCUCCCCGGGGCCGCUGCCUCCAGUGUUCGAGCAACCUCCGUCAGAGGCCCGGGGCUGUGAGCGGUUUGCCGACCUUCUCCCUGAAGUCUUGAUGGGCGAAGGCCAUUGCCCAAUGCGCGCGCGGCCAGGCAGGCUGCAAGGCGUGGAAGGGCUCCGCGGGGUCCGCAUCAGCACGGAUAGGAAGGGCUUACAGGGAAGUUUCAGCGAGAUCGUGGCAUCUGCCGAGGUGCACGUGCGCGAGUCUGUUCAGAAGGUGCCAGCUCCAGAACCCUCGAGUGACUUCGCCCUUCUUGAAAACGAAGAUGGCAAUUGCCUCAUGGCGGUGGAUGCUCCGAUGAAUGGCAUACGCCCCACCAUGGCAACCUGCGACGAAGACAACUUCCUGCAGAAGUGGGCCUACGACGAGACCACGGGAUUGGUGCGGCACACGGGGGGGAAGUGCCUGGAUGCCUCUCAACGAGAGGUCCCACACGGCUUGGUGCACCUCUGGGCCUGUGACAGUAGCAACGAGAACCAGAUGUGGGAGUGGGAUUCUGGCAACACUGGCAGGUUGAAGAACAAGUAUGGCAUUUGCCUGGAUGCACCCCACCCAGAGGUCGAGGGGAGUGGUGUGCACAUGUGGUACUGCGACGAGGCGAUCACGAAUCAGAAAUGGCACUUUGUCCCAGCCGGCACGGAGACCAGCCAUGAGUUAUGUAAAGGUUUGUAG